Molecule: messenger RNA, 3254 nt
Organism: Paramecium sonneborni
Lineage: Eukaryota; Ciliophora; Oligohymenophorea; Peniculida; Parameciidae
Source: the annotation of a GenBank genome assembly
AUUUUAGUUCGUGAAUGCAAACACAAGACUUAGGAUAGUUGAUAAAUGCUUUACAAUUAACAUAUGGUACGUCAUAAGAAAGUGUGAACAGUGGAGAAGCAUUACUAAAGUAGGCUUCUAUGCAACCAUUGUAAUAAAAAUCCCGUAAAUGAUUAGAUAUGCAAUUUCAUUACUAAAGAUAGUAGAUGACUAGAGUUAAUAAGACCUUGUAAGAUAGAGUGCAGUAGUGAAUUUAAAGACUUUUUUGGAGAAACAUUGGGGAGAAAAGAAAGAGCCUGGACAUUUUGUAGUGAAUCCAGAAGAAAAGGCUUUGAUUAGAGGAACAAUAAUAGAUGCUUUAGCUAGGUUAGUAAUAAUAUUAAAGAUUCAUUUAGAUGUAUAUAAGUUAAGAAAUUGAGAUCGUAAUAUGAAGAUUUGAUAUACAAAUUAGUAGCAAUCGAUUUUCCUAAAGAUUGGCCAUAACUAGUUCAAUAAUUAGUUAUUAAAUUGUAGAAUUACACAUCAUUUGAUGAUUUAUGGAGUGCUUUAUUGACUUUACGUAGAGCAUGUGAAGUUCAUUAAUUUUUAUUGGAUAAUGAUCGUAAACCAUUGGAACCUUUAGUAGCAUCAACUUUUCCACUUUUAGAGACUUUAAUUUAGAAAUUCCUUGAGAAUUAUAAUGAAUAAAGUGGAUAAUUAGUAAAAGUAAUAUUGAAAAUAUUCCAUCAUGCUACUCAUUUAGUGAUGCCAAUAUAUAUGAAAGAUUUUAAUAUUGUUGCUAAAUGGAUGUUAUUUUUUAAAACAAUCAUAUCUUCACCAACUCCUCCUGAAUUAGCAUCAUUUACUUAAGAUUCUGAAGAGGAAACUAGAAGAGAAAAAACAUACAUAUGGACAAAUAAAAAGUGGGCUAGUAGAAUAAUUUUAAGAUUUAUUCAAAAAUUUGCGAAUAAAAAAAUGGUUGAUGCUGAUAUGGCUGAUUUUGCAGAACAUAUUAAAAAUACAUAUGCAAUUGGAUUUAUGGAAUUAUUUUAUAAGAUUCUAACAGAUAAUUCAUAAUUUUAAGGUCCUAGAACAUGUUUAUUUGCUCUUAAAUAUUUAUAUUACGCUCUUAAAUUAGAUAAUACAAAAGAAUUAUUAAAAGCACAUUAUGAUAAAUUGAUUUAUCAUGUUGCUAUUCCUAAAAUGUAAUUAACACCUAGAGAUGAUGAAUUAUGGAAGAAUGAUCCUGAAGAAUAUAUUAAAAGAUUAGAUGACUUUUCUCUUUCAACUUACAAUAUGAAAAAUCCGGCAAAUGAUCUUUUAUAAGAGAUAUGCUUAUAAACAGAUGCUAAUGGUAAUUUGAUGCUUAUAUAAUUCCUAAAUUAUUGUCAGAAUGCCUUUAAUUCAAAUAUAGACCCUCUAACAAAUUAACCAUUGAAUUUACUGAAAAAAGAAGCAUUACUUUGGGGAAUUGAAUGUUUAGCACAUUAAAUUACAAAAAUUGAUGCAAUAAAAGAUGGAUUGGAAUAAAUUUUAGAGAAACAUAUAUUGCCUGAAUUUUAGAAUCCUGUAGGAUUUUUAAGAGCUCGUGCUUGUCAUGUAUUUAAUGAAUAUGGUACAAUUGAAUUUAAAAAUAAAUAAAACAUUUAAUUGGCAGUAUAAGGAAUAUCUAAAUGUAUUUUAGAUAAGGAGUUACCAGUUAGAGUUGCAGCAGCAAUAUCAUUUAGUUCAAUAUUAUAACAUAAGGAAGCUUAAGAUUUAAUUAGACCAUAAUUAAGUUAAGUAUUGGAAAUAUAUAUUAAAUUGAUGGAUUUAAUAGAUAAUGAGAGAAUAGUAAGAUCCUUGGAAGAAAUAGUUAAGAAUUUUACAAACGAAAUUACUCCAUAUGCUCAUUAAUUAGCUGCACAUAUUGCUACAAUAUUUUAGAAAUAUUGUAAUAAAUAAAAUUAAGGUGAUGGUGAUUCAGAUGAUGAUGGAGAAGCUGAAUUAGCAGCAUCAGGAUGUUUAGAAGCAAUUAAAAGAAUUUUGAAUGCUCCUCUUUAAUAAGAAUCUUAUGUAUAAUUGGAAUCAGUAAUAUUUCCAAUAAUAAACUUUGCUUUAACAGAAUCAGGAUGUGAUUUCAUUAAUGAAGCAUUGGAAAUAUUAAACUUAAUGCUCUAUAAGAAAAAAUAAUUAACACCAGGAUUAUGGUUUUAUUAUCCAGUUUUAUGUUACAUCAUAAUAGGAUUACCAUAAGAAACAAAUGUAUAUGCAUUACAAGGAUUAUCUGAAGAAUAAUAUGUAUUAUUGGAAGGAUGUAAGAAAGAUUGGGGAAGUGAAUUUGUAACUUAAAUGUUGGGAUCAUUCAGAAAUUAUAUUUAAAAAGGAGGAAGCACAUUUUUAACUUAAAGUGAUUUCUUUGGAAAUUCCUUUAUCUCUUUGAUUUUUAGGUUCAUUCAAAAGAUCUAUACUAUAGCUGAAAAUGGUUCUGAUGAAACUGAUUAAAAUCAAGUGACUACAAUAUUGAUUACAUUAAUUGAGAAUUUCCAAGGUUAAAUUGAUAAUUUGAUUCCUCAGAUUAUUGACUUCACAUUAUUAAAUCUAUCAGUAUUUAUAUUUUAUAUAAUAAUUUUAGAAAGAGAAGAAAACUAAUAAAUUUAAGAUGGUUAAUAUAGGAGUUUUGAAUAUGUGCAUUUGGUAUAAUCCCUAACUUGCUCAAAACUAUUUGAAUAGCAAAGGGAUUACAGAUUAAAUAUUGUAGACAUUGUUUUAAAUGGAGAAACAUUAUAAAUAUGAAUGGGAUAUUAGUAGAUUAAUUUUUGCUUUAUGUCAAUUGUAUUCACUUCCAUAAAUUCCUAACUAUUUAUUGACAACUUCUGCAGAAAUUGGCAAAUUGUUUGUUAGAUUAUCUACUAAGAUUUUAGAAUUGAGAGAAGAAGAAGAAUCAUGUGAAUAAGAAGAUUAGGCAGAAGAAGAAGAGGAUUAAAAAAAAUUAGCAGAAAAGAUCUAAGAUUUAGAAUAAGAUGAAGAAGAUGAUGAUGAUGAUGAUUAUGAUGAAGAUGAAGAUGAUUAUGCAGAAUUAUAUGAUAGUCCUUUAGAAGAUUAUGAUGCUAUUUUAUUAAUGGAGAAGCUUAUAUUGACUUUACAACAAAGCAAUCCUCAAUUGUAUUCUGGUCUAUUCUCAUAAUUGACAUAAUAAGAAUAAGAAUAAAUGACUAAGAAUAUAAAAGAAGCCAAAGAACAAUAUGAUGAAUGGAUCAAAUAGAAGUAGCAAUAAUAGAUGAAUAAAUGAUUGCUUGUUUAUAACAUAUAUUAAU